GUCACAGGUCCGUGUGAUGGCUUUGGUUUCCUAUGGGAGUUCGGGGGAGGAAUCUAAUGGUAGGUUUAGUGUAAAAGUCACGGUUUUAUCAACAAGAUGAUGAAGAGGAUUUGGUUGUCAGCAAUGAGAGUACUACAACAGCUAACAGUAUAUUAAAAGAUCGAGUUGAACCUGAGUUUAAAAUGAGAGUCCCUAAAAGUGCUAAGCUACCUAACCUUGUCCCAAACAUUCCUAUUGUCAAAACAAAAGACGGUAAGGUUUUGCUUUCCGUCCCCGAUUUGGAAGCGUUGGAUUCGUCAGAUGACAGUGACGAUGAAAGCAGUCGUUCAGCUAAGAAUAACAAAUCCUAUCGAAAUUCUAAACCUGGAACAGAUAAAGUUAGCCUUCUUUCUGUCCUUCCACCAACACGUGCACUUAUUGUCCGAGAAGGGAACAGACCAAUGAUACCACAUCAACUAAUAUGUAAAAAGAAUACAAGUCAUACUGUUAAAGAGACAUUGACUAUGAAAACCAAACCUGAAAAUGUUGGACAGAAACCAGGUUUUCAGAAUAACAACGAUGACGAUGACGUUUGGGAUGCUGACAUAACCAGCAAACAAGAUUCUGAUAAAGACACUUUAGAGAUAGCUGAUGAAGAUGCUGAAGAAGUUAGUUUCUUUUCAUUUUACAAACCUACACCUAAUAAUCAUGAAGCUGUCGCUUCAGAAAGAGCAGCCGCACUAUCGGCACUACAAGCAACUCGAAAAAAAGCUGAGUUGUCUAGCAAACCAUUAACUGUAAACAAUGAUGAUAAUAAUUCAUUCAUAACAGUUACGUUGUCACAUGAUGAAAACUCAACUACUAGUCGACUCACUGCAAAAUCAUGGGAAGAGUGUUUACCAAAGGUUACUAUAAGUGAUCCGGAAAUUCUACGUCAAAUGUCUUCUGUUAAAAAAGAAAUCGCUGAACAAGAAGAAGAUGACAAAGAGGAUGUUGAAGAAAAGGUCUUUUGGACAGAAGAGAAUUUCGUUCCAGGUCCAGAGCGUAAACGUGCACGUCUUGUUAUGCCUGGUACAAAAUCUAACAAUAUUGCUGUAAAUGAAUUAUUACAAUCAACAAAUACAGAAGUGAUAUCAAUUAAUCAAUCUGAUUUAACAGCUGGUGCUCAAUUAGAACUGAUUAAAUCGGUUACAAGUGAUGAUUCACAGUAUAGACCAAAGUCUACAGAUGAUGAUCCUGGCAAAUUAGCACAUAGAAAGCAUCAAAUCACUUGGCUAGCUCAUCAAGCUCAAGAAAAUGAAAUGGAAUUAGAAAAACGUUGGGCGGAAGCAAGACGUAAUAAGGCUUCAAAUCGAGCUAAAUAUGGAUUUUGAUUCCUUAUUAGUCAACUAUAGAAUUGUUUUUCAUCCCG
This is a messenger RNA of Schistosoma bovis, 1390 nucleotides long. The record is from the annotation of a GenBank genome assembly. Lineage: Eukaryota; Metazoa; Platyhelminthes; Trematoda; Strigeidida; Schistosomatidae.